Pseudophryne corroboree (corroboree frog) is the source of this 10071-nucleotide messenger RNA. RefSeq names its product WD repeat domain 7 (gene WDR7). NCBI's taxonomy places the organism in Eukaryota, Metazoa, Chordata, Amphibia, Anura, Myobatrachidae. The record is from RefSeq and is a predicted model, not a curated record. The transcript is spliced from 29 exons. Gene Ontology annotation, molecular function: protein binding. The coding region runs from base 414 to 4997 and encodes 1527 amino acids. Gene Ontology annotation, cellular component: cytoplasm.
CAGGCGCUUAACAGUGGGCGGGAGCACAAGACGUCAUAUCCAAUUGCCCUCCAACGUCUCCUGCCGAGAAUCACAACCAAUAAGCUUCCACCAACGACACGCUACGCUACUAGCCCCGCCCAUCGGUCAACGAGACCUUCCUACUACCAUUUCCCUAUAUGUCGUCUACUUUUUUUUUUUUAUCAAUUUUAGCCUGGAAACUUUAUUGAUAUGUACAGUUGAGCUGAGUGCGCCCGGUGACAGCUCAUGUGACUGCGCUUCAGACCCCAGCUGCCUCCGGCGGGCGCGACACUGGCCGUAAAGCGCGUUGGCAUCGCCAUAGCAACUGUCAGCUGGUGUUUUGGGAGAGUAGGGGAACCGGUGAGGUGCAGGCUCCAUUACUGAGGGCAGAGCAGGCGGCACAGGUGAAAAAAAUGACUGGGAACAGUCUUGUCCUUCCCAUUGUCCUGUGGGGACGAAAGGCUCCCACACACUGUAUCUCCACAGUGCUGGUAAUGGACGAUCUAGCAACCGUUAUAACAGGAUGCCACGACGGACAGAUCUGCCUGUGGGAUCUCUCAGCAGAGCUGCAAAUCAACCCUCGGGCCUUGCUUUUUGGCCACACUGCUUCCAUCACCUGUCUGUCCAAAGCCUGUGCAUCCAGUGACCGGCAGUAUAUAGUGAGCGCGUCGGAAAGCGGUGAGAUGUGUCUUUGGGAUGUGAACGAUGGAAGAUGUGUAGAGUUUACCAAAUUAGCUUGUACGCAUACCGGUAUACAGUUCUACCAGUUCUCUGUUGGAACGCAGCGAGAGGGGCGGUUACUGUGCCAUGGCCACUACCCAGAAGUCCUAGUUGUGGACGCCAGCAGCCUGGAUGUUCUCUACACUCUUGUAUCAAAGAUCUCUCCAGACUGGAUCAGCUCGAUGAGCAUCAUCCGCUCCCACAGAACACAGGAAGAUACAGUUGUAGCGGUUUCGGUCACUGGAAUCCUGAAGGUCUGGAUCAUCACAGCGGAGGUUCACCGCAUGCAGGACACUGAACCUGUGUUUGAAGAGGAAUCCAAACCUAUUUAUUGUCAAAACUGCCAAAGCAUCUCUUUCUGUACAUUCACACAAAGGUCCCUUUUGGUCGUAUGUGCUAAAUAUUGGAGGGUGUUUGAUGCUGGAGAUUAUUCUCUGCUGUGCUCUGUCCCAAGUGAGGAUGGUCAGACGUGGACAGGAGGAGACUUCAUAUCCGCAGAUAAAGUUAUAAUCUGGACUGAAGACGGGCAAAGCUUUAUUUAUAAACUUCCAGCCAACUGUAUCCCAGCCAGUGAUUCCUUUCGUACUGAUGUUGGGAAAGCCUUGGAGAAUUCUAUCCCCCCGCUGCUGUACAGCGUCCUUCCAGAAGAGGAGAAGAAGGGGAGGUUUGAUGUGGAAGCUGUUGUCCAGAUUCCAGAGUGUGAACACAUCUCAGACCAAGCGAAAGUCUUAGAACUGUACACCCCACGGACUUUACUUCACAUCCAGCCCUCUGAGCCAAUACUGCUAAUCUGCCCUCCGGUUACAAGGUUUUUCUAUGGACGCAGAAUAUCUUUCCAUAAACUUCUAAUCCAGGGAGACUCAUCGGGGAAAGUUAGUAUCUGGAGUGUGCCCGAUGAUCUCGAACAGCAAGAGAACACACAAGGUUUAAAAAUAACUACGAGUACCUCGCUGCAGGCGGCCUUUGACAAGCUGACCCCUCAUCCUGCCGGCAUUAUAGACCAACUCAGCGUGAUGCCGAACAGCACAGAACCGCUCAAAGUGACAGCCAGCGUCUACAUUCCAUCUCACGGACGUCUGGUCUGUGGUCGGGAAGACGGAAGUAUAAUCAUUGUCCCCGCCACGCAGACCGCCAUAGUCCAGCUAUUGCAGGGAGAACACAUGCUGAGGCGAGGCUGGCCACCGCACAGAACGCUGCGGGGUCACCGGAACAAGGUGACCUGCUUAUUGUAUCCUCACCAAGUGUCCGCCCGCUAUGACCAGCGCUACCUCGUAUCCGGAGGAGUGGACUUCUCUGUGAUUGUGUGGGACAUCUUCUCUGGAGAGAUGAAACAUAUCUUCUGCGUCCAUGGGGGCGAGAUCACACAACUUCUUGUCCCGCCAGACAGCUGCAGUACCCGGGUGCAGCACUGUAUCUGCUCGGUGGCCAGCGAUCACUCAGUCGGCCUCCUAAGCCUGAGAGAGAGGAAGUGCAUCAUGCUGGCCUCGCGUCACCUCUUCCCCAUUCAAGUCAUAAAGUGGCGACCGUCGGAUGACUACCUCGUGGUCGGCUGCUCGGAUGGCUCCGUCUACGUCUGGCAGAUGGAUACCGGUGCCCUGGAUCGUUGUGUGAUGGGCAUCACGGCUGUGGAGAUACUAAACGCGUGUGAUGAAGCCGUUCCUGCCGCUGUGGACGCUCUGAGUCAUUCAGCCGUGAACCUAAAGCAGGCGAUGACCAGGCGCAGUCUCGCUGCCUUGAAGACUGUUGCGCAUCACAAGCUGCAGACCCUCGCCACCAACCUCCUGGCAUCAGAAGCGUCCGACAAAGGGAAUUUGCCUAAGUAUUCACACAACUCCCUGAUGGUCCAAGCAAUAAAGACAAACAUAACCGACUCGGACAUACACCUGCUCUUCUUUGAUGUGGAAGCACUAAUUAUUCAGCUACUCACUGAAGAAGCCUCCAGGCCAAAUACUGCACUUAUCUCCCCAGAGAGUUUGCAGAAAGCAUCUGGCAGCUCUGACAAAGGAGGCUCUUUCCUGGCUGGUAAGCGAGCAGCCGUACUCUUCCAACAGGUCAAGGAAACCAUCAAAGAAAACAUUAAAGAACAUCUACUUGACGACGAUGACGAAGAUGGAGAAGCGAUGCGACAGAAGAGGGACGAGAGCGACCCAGAGUACCGUUCUAGCAAAUCGAAACCAUUGACCCUACUAGAGUACAACCUGACGAUGGACACUGCCAAGCUCUUUAUGUCUUGUCUCCACGCUUGGGGCUUGAAUGCAGGACUGGACGAAGUCUGCCUUGAACGCCUUGGGAUGCUUAAGCCACACUGUCCUGUCUCGUUUGGUCUACUCUCCAGAGGUGGCCACAUGUCACUGAUGCUUCCUGGGUUUAAUCAGUGCGUUUAUAAAGCAGCCGACAGACAUGUCGGUGUAACCAGGAAGAUGUCCAUUAAUGAAGGACUUGGGAAGGGCAGUUACGGGGUGUCACGUGCGGUCACCACACAGCAUCUCCUGUCCCUUAUAUCCUUGGCAAAUACUUUGAUGAGCAUGACCAAUGCUACGUUCAUUGGAGACCACAUGAAGAAGGCUCCCCAAAGGCCUCCUAGGUCCGGAUCUCCGGAACCGAUGAAGGGGAAGGUGUCGCCGCAGAGCUCCAGCAACAUCAUGCAAGGACAGAUGAAACAAGCUGUUGCGCCUGAUGCUUCUGCUCGCACUGACUCCGAUCUCUCUGGGUCUGACCGUACUUUACAUUCCUGUUUCUCAGUCAAUGAAGGAUGGAGCCAGCUGGCCGCCAUGCACUGUGUUAUGCUGCCUGAUCUGUUGGGACUGGACAAGUUCAGACCUCCGCUUCUAGAAAUGCUGGCACGGAGGUGGCAGGACCGGUGCCUGGAGGUCCGAGAAGCCGCACAAGCUCUGCUACUGGCCGAACUUCGACGAAUUGGACAGUCAGGACGCAAAGACGCCAUUGAUUUCUGGGCUCCAUAUUUACCUCAAUAUGUCGAUACGAUUAUGUCACCUGGUGUUACGGCAGAAUCCAUUCAGGCGGGCAAUGCGAGUCCGGACUCUGUGGGGUCGGAGGUCAAAGUUCAGGAGGAGGAGCAUGAGCUUGUGGACGAUGAUAUUGCAGCAGGUUGUCUCUCAAACCUCCCCCCUAUAAAAAAAGCAUCUUAUUCGUAUGAGGAGAGGCGGAAGCAGGCCACUGCCAUAGUCUUGCUGGGGGUGAUUGGAGCAGAGUUUGGAGCGGAGAUCGAGCCACCGAAACUGUUAACACGGCCACGCAGUUCCAGUCAGAUUCCGGAGGGGUUUGGACUGACCAGCGGGGGCUCAAACUACUCACUGGCCCGACAUACAUGCAAGGCUCUGACAUUCCUGCUACUGCAACCCCCCAGCCCAAAGCUCCCCCCUCACAGCACCAUCCGCAGGACGGCUAUUGAUCUGAUUGGACGAGGCUUUACCGUGUGGGAGCCAUAUAUGGACGUCUCUGCCGUGCUGAUGGGACUCCUAGAACUCUGCGCAGAUGCGGAAAAACAGCUGGCCAACAUCACAAUCGGGCUGCCCUUGAGUCCCGCAGCUGACUCCGCCCGCUCGGCACGACACGCUCUGUCACUCAUUGCCACGGCCAGACCACCCGCCUUCAUAACUACAAUCGCUAAGGAGGUCCACAGACAUACCGCUAUGGCUGCAAAUACGCAAUCGCAGCAGAAUAUUCACACUACCGCCCUGGCUCGGGCAAAAGGGGAGAUUCUGAGAGUUAUAGAAAUCCUUAUUGAGAAAAUGCCAUCUGACGUCGUCGAUCUCUUGGUGGAGGUAAUGGACAUUAUCAUGUACUGUCUAGAAGCAUCAUUGCUGAAGAAGAAGGGUCUACAAGAGUGCUUUCCCACCGUAUGCCGGUUCUACAUGGUCAGUUACUGUGAUCGUAGCCACAGAAUAGCAGUGGGAGCCCGUCUUGGCUCGGUGGCCCUGUAUGACAUCCGGACUGGAAAAUGUCAGAAUAUCCUUGGCCACAAAGGACCGAUAACGGCCGUCUCUUUUGCCCCCGAUGGACGCUACCUGGCUACCUACUCCAAUAAGGAUAGCCAUAUCUCAUUCUGGCAGAUGAACACGUCUUUGCUGGGGAGUUUCGGAAUGCUGAACUCUGCACCUCAGCUGCGAUGCAUUAAGACCUAUCAGGUGCCACCCGUUCAGCCGGCCUCCCCUGGUUCCCUCAAUGCCCUGAAGCUGGCAAGACUCAUCUGGACUUCCAACCGGAAUGUUAUCUUAAUGGCCCACGACGGCAAAGAGCACCGGUUCAUGGUGUAGGCUUAGAGCAGCCUGUGUUCGCUCUCUUCUCAUCCACAGCCUCCCAGUAUGUCAUUCGCAUGAUCACUACACAUAUCGUUGUUGUCAUAUCGAUCACAGGGGUAGACGUUGCUGUGUCGGUGCUGCAUGAUUCCCCAGUAAAUGCUGCUUGUAUUGACGGUAGAGCCACGACAUGGGAAUCCCGUCAUGUACAUAUUUAUGGUCUGAGCAGGAAACACAGUUCCACCCCAUUAACCAUAGUGAUAACGGAGGCUUGUAAGAAGAGCCACAACAUCUAUCCUAAGCCUAUCAUUAAAACACAGGUGUGUCUCAUUGUCACAUUCCAUACAAUGCUGAGUGCGUCAGUUAUGUACACUGAAGUGGUUUUGUAUCACCAGAUUGUUUACAUUUAGUAACCUUGUAUCAUUUUUCUCCUAUUUUUACUCGAUGAAGUUAUUCUGAUUGUUUAGCUGAGCCUUUCCACAUGUUGUAUGUUUAUCUACUUUCUGAUCCUUGCUGUAUGUCUUUAUUUGCUGUGCGAAACGCGUGGCUUUCUACCGAGUUUAAGAAUAUAUGGUUUCAUUUAAAGGAUACGAUUGAAAAUCGCAGUUGAAGAAACUAAUAACCAUUAUGUCUUACACUGUAUAUAUUGUGUUCUUAAAACCUAGUUCAAUAUGCAGAAGAUACUUAGUGAAUUUAAUUCCAGCUCAUGGUAAUGAUUGCUCUAAAGCAAGCUAGUCAACCUGUCGCUACCUACUGCCCUGGGAACCGGAGGGAAUUCUGGAACUUCUUUUGGGAACCUGUUGCCUGCUGCACCAAUACAUUGCAUCUCUGCUUUUUAUUUUUGUUGCAUUUACAUUUAAAUUGUGAAGGAUUUAGUUUGCUAACAUACAGUAUCUAUCCCACACAGAUGGGUGAGAGGUCUAGAAAUUCACAAAGGUCUUACCAGCAGGCCUAAUAUUUUACAAUACUCAUUUGAUGUUUUCUAUUGUUAGUGGGGGGUUGCCCCCUUUCCCCCCAUAGUCCUCAUCCAUCCUAAAGUUCCAAAUAUUCAUAUUGGCCAUAAUACUUUCUUAUCAGAUCCAGCCUCCUAAUGUUUGGGGGGAUAUUUAAACCUAGCAUAAGAAAUAUUUCAACAACAUUGCACCUUCAUAAACUGCAAUGGAAUGGAUGGAAAAUUUCCGGGACUGAACAUAAACACCUUUGGGUCAGGACACAAAAUAUAUGCACGAUACCGAAAGAAAGAAGUAAUUGGACUCAAUUAAUUUCAGUGCGGGGAAUUAACUCCCCAUGCUAUUCAAUUCAGCGUGCUGUCAUGUCAGGGAAGGCUGGUUCUCGCGAACUAAAGAGGGUGUUUUGUUGCGAGAACCAGCAUUCUCUGACUAAAGUGCCCAGCAAGAUGCUGUUUCCGCUGGGCUAAGGGCAUAAAUCAGCAUCCAGGGUGCCAGAAGAAAUCCUCUCGUUAGGCGUCACAUCACACUAAAUUGAAUAGCACCGGGACAUGGAGGUCCCAGCGGGAGAAUGCAGAGGUAAAGGCCCAUGCUUAGGGCUGUGGCCAGCUGCCACAGAGGCUUGGCUAACAUGGUAUAGGCCCCAUGAUAAAUAUAUAUAUAGUAAAUACUGCUAGUGCAUGCAUGAUAAUGUACCAGAUUAAUAACUGCAAUGCACUGUAGAUAAUAUGUAUAAUGUACAAUUCAAGUGAUCCAUGGAUGAGGAGGUGGGCAUCCAGGCAGUAGUGCCCACCAGUGGUUUCCCCUGUACCCCUUUGGGCCAGUCCAACCCUGUGUAGACAUCAGAUGCAGAGCCUUUCACCAAAACUGCAGUCAUACUUUAGGAACUUUACUGCUCUACUAGUUAGGGGGAUGUGGACUUUUGUUUCAAGUUUAUAGUCUGUUGUUCAGAGAUUACUAAAACCCCUCCCCCACCCCCUACCCCUGGGUUAUGAAUUUGGACCUAAAGGGUUCUAAACACUUGUAUUUAUAUGAUCAUAGAAACAUCAAACUCAAAUAACACAGGGCACCUGUUGGAAUAAAACUCAUCAAGGGCCAACAUCGAUCUAAGAUGAGCUACAUGCUAUGUAUACUCCGUCAGUAAGAAUGUUUUAUUACUUAACGUCUUAACAAACCUUUUUAUUUUGUCUCCACGAUAAGCUAAUUACUAUGCAGAUUAGUAGUGUUUGCCAAAAUACAUUUUAUAAAUUGCUAGUUCAUAUACUGUUCGGUACUAUACACAAUAGUCAGGUUCCGUUAGAACAGAUAAUACACUUGUAUUACAUAGUACAUAUCACCAGUCAUAUUAUUAUUAUUUGGCUGAUUCCUUCAGAUACAUUUUGGAGAUGUUUAAUACCAUGGUCACAGAUGCAGUUACACAAAGCUUAAAUUCCCAGGUGCAUAUCACUUUAAGGUGUCAUCAUGGUGAGACUUAGGCAACAUGUGGGUCUCUAGUUGCUGUAGAACACAAAGUUGGGAUAUAGAGGCUGAACUCUAUAUACAGGUCAACACAGGAUUUGUCUUAUGAAUGCCUCUCUCCCAUUGUAGUAUAUGAAGUCCUAUCAGCACCACUCUUGUUAUAAUUUUUUUAAAGAUAGUCUGUCGUCUCAUUAUGUAAUGUCCAGAUAUACAUUUUCAAUUAAAUGUUUAAAAUAACUUCAAUCAGAUAUAAAUACCUUCCUGAUCAUAGACUGUCUGUACAUCACCACGGUGAAUAACUGUGGUUGUUACUGGUACCAUUUGAAAGUUCUUGAACAUGCUCCAAAUAUUAUGACUAAUUACACUCUUAUAGAUUUUUUUUGUAAGUUGGGGCACAGAUCACUGCUGGUUCCAAUUCAGUAGCUGAUUAGGAACACUGAUGUUAAUGGACUAGUGGAACAUGCAGUUGGAUGAAGCUCACCUAACCCUCCUACCUAGACUACUCCUGAAGCACAAGUGACCCUCCUGCCUAGGACUACUCAUGAAGCAUCUUUUUGACCCUCCUGCCCUGGAAUCAUCAUGAAGCACACUUGUAUGCAUCCUACCCAGGAGUCGACAUGUAGCGCUAGUGACCCUCCUGCCCAGAAGUAAUCAUGUAAUAGGCGUGGGAGCCUUGUAACCAGGGGUAAUCUUGAAGUUCACAAGUGACCCUAUUGCACACUUCAUCAUGAAGUUUGUGUGGCCCUCUCUGCUCAGGAGUCAUCAUGAAGCACACACAUGACCCUCCUACCCAGAAGUUACAUUUUUGUUUUUUUACCCCCUUCUGUUUUAGACCAGAGUUGGGAAACAUUGAGGAAGAAGUACAUUAGGAGAAUCCAUGUUCAUUUGGAGAUAUCUUCUCACCAGUGAUCAGCCAAUCAUGGGUGCUGUUUUAGCUAUGUGAGGGUACGGGGAGACAUCUAUGAAAACUGCUGUAAUGCAUUAAAACCAGUCAUCCAUCCAUUUAUCCAAUAUACUGUAGAAGAUGGCAGCAAACUUCUUAAAUCAUCUUCGCCUUGUUGGGAUGUGAUGUACCCGUCCUAAGAGUUGAUGUCGUAAUGUGACCUUUCACAAGCAACACGAGGGGCCCCUGAAAAAUAUCAUGGUACUAGAUUCUGAUUACGAUAAUAGACAACAUCCUUGACAACGGAACCCCCCCCCCCCUUCCCCGGUCUUUGCCCAUUAAAGUCACCCAUUAUUUACUCUUGAGCGUCAUAUGUGUUAUAACCUCUGAAAAAUCACACUCAUGCUCCAGAUGUUCAUGUUAGUGGUAAGGAAGCCAGGAUUUCUAGAUGUAAUACAGUAAUUCUACUAGAGGUACAUCUAAAUCCAGCCACCAUGUGACAUUGCUGCAUUUAAAUACACAGUAAAAUAUAGGAAGCAUAUAUAAUGAAUCACACUUUUUUGUUAUAUAUUACAAAUUAAUGAACUUCUAGGUCUUCUUAUGUGUUGCUUACAUCUGUAAUGUUUUAUCCUAAAAUGUAAGCAAGCUCAGUGUAACGGUGUAUUCCAUUUGAGUCGUAACUCCAACAUCUUUGCCUGUGUUGAAAUAUAUUUUAAUUCAGUGUAGACCUGUCCUUUUUUUUUUAGGAUAAAACUGUUAAUUAGAAGAGUUUUUAAAUCUUAUUAUGCCCUAAUAUCCCAUUUCCCUGUUGUGCUUUUUGGGGGUUCCCGCACAUCCUACCACCCUCAUUCAUUGUAAUAAGUACGGUUCUAACACUCAAAUACUGUAAAAUAGUCUUGACCUCUGAUGACCUUUUUACCGAUUGAUACUCAGUUGAGUCUAUUCUACUUAUACAUCAUCAGAUCUGUAUAUAUUGGGUUGGGUAUGAUCUGUCGACAGUCUUAUCGACAUGAGAACAUCGACUUGACCAUAAUGUUGAUGCUGACAUUCAUCAUGUAAUCAGUGAUGAAAUGUCUACGUAACGUCCUGUUCCCGUAGCCUCUCACUAACCCUCCCACCCGCAGCCUAACCCUCUGUCUACAUUGCGGUGUCAGCAUUGUAACUGGUGGCCUUUUGACUACAUCCCGUAUUUAUUAACUAAGGGAACUGGCCACAUGUCUACGGCAACAGGAUGUAAGGUGCACAAUAGUAAUGUUUUUAUGUUAAUUUUAUUUGUUUGCUUUACUGUUCAUUUUUUGUUUUUGCUGCUUGAUCUUUACAAAGUGCUGAUUUUCCAGUGAAAAUAAUGAAGUUAAUCCCGGGCACAUUUAUCCACAAUGUAUAGAUAGGACUGCAUCAACUCUGGAUAUAGCAGAUUUUAUUCCUCUGGCCGCCUUCAUAUUUAUUUACGUAUUUCCUGUUUUCAAGCUCAAUCAAAAAAUUAUUUUCCAUUAAGGCGUAUAUCUACUGUAUAUAUUUUGCUUCGUUUCCUAGCUAUUACCGUGCUGCCGUUGCAUUUGUCCAACAGUAUGAUUUUAGCGUUUGCAUUCUAUAUUGUGUUUGACCAUGUAAAUGUAGAGACUUGUGUGGCUUUGACAUAGACAGAUUAUGUCACAGGCGUCAAGACGCAUUGACCAGUGAGAGAUUACAAUUGGUGUCCAUUGUUUAUUGUAAAUGAUUAAAUUGUCAUAUACGCAAAUAUGAUAUAGAUCUGUAAAAUGCUUGUGUACAUAUCUGUGUGUAAUAAAGCCGUAUACAGAAACCA